This is a messenger RNA of Ruditapes philippinarum (Manila clam), 1197 nucleotides long. RefSeq names its product protein rolling stone-like. Gene Ontology annotation, cellular component: membrane. The record is from RefSeq and is a predicted model, not a curated record. Lineage: Eukaryota; Metazoa; Mollusca; Bivalvia; Venerida; Veneridae. The transcript has 4 exons. The coding region runs from base 186 to 1034 and encodes 282 amino acids.
AAGCGGUAACUUCGUUAUAAACUACUGAACCGUCCUUUAAUAAAAGUGGUCGCUGGAUCGUGUCCAGCGCUGCACAACAAAUUUAAGUUAAUACGGAAUGUUAUUGUUUACUUGCUGUAAAGGAGGAUAUGUAUAAAUUAUCAAAAGAGAAAUAGGCAAUACACGGAAGAGAAUUUAUACUAAAAAUGGCAGGGUGUAAAGAAUGGUGUAAAAGUGAAUUUAAAGUAAAGAAUUUACUUCUUCAGCACGAAGAUCCACAAACUUUCAUCCAAUUUCAAUUUGGUUUCCAGAAAGUAUACUUAAUAUGGCGGGUAUUCUGGGCUCUGUACCACGUGGCGUGGAUUAUCGUGUCAGGGGUUAAGGCUGACCUGUGGGCUGGGGAGGACAGUAGUCAGUACGUCAAGUGGUUUAUCUUCCUCACAGACUGGGCUUAUUUUUCACUGACCAUCUCUACAUUAGUGGACGCUGUAGUGACCACAUAUGUGUUUGUCAGGCGGACGGAUAUCAGAGAAGGUACAGAAGUCGAGUUACCAUGGUUUAUGCGAGCUAACUGGUGUCUAUUUAACAUUGGAAAUGUAAUCAGCGUUUCAACAUCACUGGCGUAUUGGGGCCUCGUAUAUGAUGGAUCACAAGAUAUGUCGUCAGUGAAUAUAGCAACCCACAUAAUUAACUCUUUAUACGUAUUCUUAAACAUCAGCGUCACGGGAAUGCCAAAACGUGUCUUACAUUUCUGGUUCUCAGUAAUAUUCGGAAUGGUAUAUGCGUUAUUUACUGUGUUUUAUCAUUUGGCCGGGGGAACCAACCAUAAUGGGAGCCCGUAUGUAUACUCGCCUCUUGAUUGGAGUAAGCCUGGGACGGCAUUUUUAUAUUGUGCAAUAGUCUGUUUUAUUCUUGUUCCAGUAGUUCAUUUAAUCUUAUACGGAAUUCAUCGUUUAAAAUUGUUAAUCUACGAGAAAUGUGAUUGCUGCAGAAUUGAGACAAGGUAUCGAAGAGAUCCCAGCACCGUGGAGAUGAAACCGCAGUACCCGUAUUGAGUCCGAAUGCAUGGGCGUGGUUUAUAGUGGCAGCAACACUUGCCCUUUUUGUUGAUCAUGCUUUACUAAUGUUAACUCUACUUUAAGUAUUUUUACUAUAUUAUUAUUAUUAUUUUGUAAUAAAUUUAUGUUCUCUUUUUUUAAUAAACUUACAAUGAGAUAA